Kickxella alabastrina is the source of this 1866-nucleotide messenger RNA. Its product is annotated as pre-mRNA processing factor 3-domain-containing protein. The coding region runs from base 85 to 1818 and encodes 577 amino acids. The record is from RefSeq and is a predicted model, not a curated record. The transcript has 2 exons. Gene Ontology annotation, cellular component: U4/U6 x U5 tri-snRNP complex. Lineage: Eukaryota; Fungi; Kickxellomycota; Kickxellomycetes; Kickxellales; Kickxellaceae. Gene Ontology annotation, biological process: mRNA splicing, via spliceosome.
CGAGGUGGGAAUUUUAAAAAAGAAAUACUUUUCACUCUAUUUUAUUCUCGCACACACUAGCAGAAAAAAGAAAAAUAGUCGAUAAUGGCGCCGCCGACCCAAGAAGAGAUCAAUGCGCUCAUUGCAAAAAAGCGAGCGGAGGUGAUGUCGCGCAUAGCUGGGAUGAACAUCCCAUCAGGAGGAGGAGGAGGGGCAGCAGUAGUGGGAGUACGGCCGUCACACCCACGUCCCUCGAUGCCCACGCCAAGACUCGGCAUUCUUGCGGCGCGGCCGCCAUCCACAGGAACCCUCAACACAGUGUCUAUACAGGACACAAUUGCAGCAACGCGCGCGCGCGUCGAAGCGCAGCUCAAUGCGCAAAGAGUCGGGACUGGGGCCGUAGCCAGAACCGGAGCCGGAGCCAGCAGCACCGGCAACGCACCCACUCCUCGCCCAGCCAUUGCACGCCCAGCAGGAGCAGCAGGCCAGGGGCAGUCGACGGAGCUGCACCCAAUGCUGCUCGGCAACAUAGCCAAGCCUGGCAACAUGCGACCAACAAUGCCGCGGAUCUCCUCGAUCAAAGCCAACCAGCGCAAAGACGAAGCGCCCAAGAUAAAACGGCUCAAGAUCGAGCGUGAAGUUCCAGCAUCCUUCACAGACCCCUUACAGAACCCCUACCUUGAUGCGCACCUCGGCAGCCACCUGAAGAUUGAGCCGCAGCAGCGGCGUGCCGGGCGGCAGUUCAGCUUUGUGCAGCCCGGGCGGUUCAUUGCGCAGGCCGAGCGGCUACGCGCGGAGGCCCGCGUGGACCAGCUCAAGGCAGAGAUUGCCGCAAGGGCAGAAAAGGCGCAGUUGGAGACGGAGUUCCUCGAUGCCACGGCUAUCCGGCCACAGACUCCGCCUCCCAUCGAAUGGUGGGAUGCGCCCUUUCUCGGCGGCAACACAUAUGCGGCAGAGCGCAAGCUCACAGGCGCAGAUUCGCCGGUGACCAUUUACGUGCAGCACCCAGUGAUGAUUGAUCCGCCGGCGGGGAUCACCAAUGGGGAGGCUGCGCCGAGCAAGCUGAUUCUGACGCAGAAGGAGCGCAAGAAGAUCCGGCGGCAGCGGCGCAUGGAGCAGCAGCGGGAGCACCGCGACAAGGUGAUGCUUGGGCUGUUGCCGCCGGACCCGCCCAAGCUGCGCAUGUCCAACUUUAUGCGCAUCAUGGCCAACCAGUCGGUGCCGGACCCGACGCGGCUCGAGGCCGAGGUGCGCAAGCAGAUGCGCUCGCGCAUAGAAAAGCACGAGGCAGAGAACCAAGCCAGCAUGCUUACCAAGGAGCAGCGCGCUGAGAAAGCCCGCGCCAAGCUGCAGGCCGAGGAGGCCAAGGGCGUGGUGGCCGCGGUAUUCCGCGUCAGCAACCUGGCCCACCCGCAGCACCGCUAUAAGGUGCAGGUGAAUGCCAAGGAAAUGCACCUGACGGGCGUUGCGCUGGCGUGCCCGCGCAUGGGCCUGGUUGUGGUUGAGGGCCCGGAGAAGCUCGUCCGCGCGUACAAGAAGUUGAUGCUCAGGCGCAUUGACUGGACCGACAUGCAGCCCCGGCUGGACAGUGCCCCUGCACAUGCCACCCCUGCGCAUGCCGCCCCUGCGCCGGAUGCAGGGGGCGCAGACAACGCGUGCCAUUUGAUUUGGCAGGGCGAGGUCGAGCGGCGGCGGUUCAGGUCCUUCCGCCUGCGCGUCUGCCCGGCCGAGUCGCAGGCAAGGAACUGGCUGGCCGGCGCCGGAUGCGAGUCAUACUGGCAGCUGGCCAAGCAAUACGAUGCUAGCGACAGUAUCACAGCGCUAGACCCGCUCGUAUAGGCCGGCGCACCUCCGCCGCCUUUUCAUCUGUCCGAACAAGACAACCUU